This is a messenger RNA of Entrophospora candida, 536 nucleotides long. Lineage: Eukaryota; Fungi; Glomeromycota; Glomeromycetes; Entrophosporales; Entrophosporaceae. The record is from the annotation of a GenBank genome assembly.
GAAAAGGCAUGAAAAAGUCCAAAAAGGUUGAUGAUAAUGAUGAGACUGAAGUAAUGCUUAAUAUUAAGGAAGAAGAUCGAGAAAUGAUGAUGUUUGAAUGGUUGGCAGAUAUAAAUAGUGAACCAAUAAUUCCUCCUAUAAGCAAUGCAAAAAAAUCUCACCGAAAUAAACAGAAAAAUAAUAUUGCUAGAACUAGUUAUAAAAGUUUACAAGGAAAAGACAUGAAAAAGUUCAAAGAGGCUGAUGAUAAUGAUGAGACUGAAGUAAUGUUUAAUAUUAAAGAAGAUCAAGAAAUGAUGAUGUUUGAAUGUUUAGCAGAUAUAAAUAGUGAAUCUAUAAUUUCUUCUACAAGUAAUGCUAAUAAUAAAACAAAAAAAUCCCCCCAAAAUAAACAGAGAAAUAAUAUUGCUAGAACUAGUUAUAAUAGUUCACAAGACAAGGUUGAAAUAAUAUUUGAAUAUAAAGAAGAUGACUUGGCUGAAUGUAUUAAGAAUAAUAAGAAACGUCGAGACCGAUGGUGGUUUAUAAAAAUAUAA